Messenger RNA from Macaca mulatta (Rhesus monkey), 4014 nucleotides. RefSeq names its product potassium calcium-activated channel subfamily M regulatory beta subunit 1 (gene KCNMB1). The record is from RefSeq and is a predicted model, not a curated record. Gene Ontology annotation, biological process: detection of calcium ion; potassium ion transport. Gene Ontology annotation, molecular function: potassium channel regulator activity; calcium-activated potassium channel activity. Gene Ontology annotation, cellular component: voltage-gated potassium channel complex; membrane. Lineage: Eukaryota; Metazoa; Chordata; Mammalia; Primates; Cercopithecidae.
CCAUGGUGAGCAGACUGUCCGGACCUAGUUGGAAGCAGCCGUGGAGCUCUCACUACUCCAAGCUUCAUCUUGGUUGGUCCUUAAAAGAAAUGAUCACUGCCCCCAGUGAAUAUGGUGAAGAAGUUGGUGAUGGCCCAGAAACGGGGAGAGACACGAGCCCUUUGCCUGGGUGUAGCCAUGGUGGUGUGUGCCGUCAUCACCUACUACGUCCUGGUCACAACUCUGCUGCCCCUCUACCAGAAAAGCGUGUGGACCCAGGAAUCCAAGUGCCACCUGAUUGAGACCAACAUCAGGGACCAGGAGGAGCUGAAGGGCAAGAAGGUGCCCCAGUACCCGUGCCUGUGGGUCAACGUGUCAGCUGCGGGCAGUUGGGCUGUGCUGUACCACACAGAGGACACCCGGGACCAGAACCAGCAGUGCUCCUACAUCCCAGGCAGCCUGGACAACUACCAGACGGCCCGGGCCGACGUGGAAAAGGUCAGAGCCAACUUCCAAGAGCAGCAGGUCUUCUACUGCUUCUCCGCACCUCCAGGGAACGAAACCAGCGUGCUGUUCCGGCGCCUCUACGGGCCCCAGACCCUCCUCUUCUCCCUCUUCUGGCCCACCUUCCUGCUGACCGGUGGCCUCCUCAUUAUCGCCAUGGUGAAGAGCAACCAGUACCUGUCCAUCCUGGCGGCCCAGAAGUAGAGCCAUCCAUGCCAUACCACUUGUCAGGGCACAGGGGACUGGCUGAGCCCCCAGGGCUGCUCCCCACUUGCAGACCUAUGCCUUCUGCACCUGCCCUCCCACUCUUCCACUCCAAUCCACCCUGUCUUCUAUUGCAGGAUUAACCUUUGAGAAAUCCCUUUGUGAAGUCAUUUCCUGCUUAAGAAUGUACAAUGGCUCCCCAGUGCCGUGGAGGCCAUAAGGCCAGCCAGUUAUAGCUCUCUAUUACCUGUCCCUACUCAACAAACUCAUACCUGUUUCCGGUUGCGUCACUAUGUGCCCCACAGAGAACAAUGAUCGUCACCUCUGUGCCUGUGUUCUCCCUGUUGUCUCAAAGGGGUACCCAUCUUCCCCUGGAAGCUGUCGCCAGCGAGCCUCAGUUCUUUAUUUGAAUUCUCUAAUAAGAACAACAGCAGCUCCCAUUUCUAGAACACAUUUACAGUAUUACUAUUUUCUAGGAUACAAAGUGCCAUAUAUAUUUUUAAUUCCAAUAUUAAUAAAUGUAUGCAAAACAACAAUCAGCUGCAGGGAAAUGCACGAGAACUCAUCAAAAUAUUAGCGGCGGGAUGGCGGUUAAUUUCUGUUUUCUUCCUUACCCCCUUUUGAUUUUUGGUGCUUUUCUAAAUUGUUUUAUUAUAGGAAGGUUGUGUUUUGUAUGUUUUUAAUCAGAAAAGCCAUGGUAGAUGCCAUUUAGGAAAAGUUGAGAGAGUGUGUCCCCCUCACAGAAAAAGAUGGAAGUGGGUCUGGGGAUGGAGUUGGGUUCCGGUCAGAGACAGGCCGUUCAGAACACACAAUCUUAAAAACCCCUCUGGAGGAAAGGUCGUGAUGUGGAGGAGGAUUUGUUACUUAAACUGAGGGUAUGGACUCCGGCACUGAGCCUGCUGGGGAAGCCUAUCUCAGAUUUGAAAAGGUCUAAAUGGGAAGAAGCCAUCGCCUUUACCAUUCCCACUCCAGGAAGUUUUCCUAGAACUAUGACUGUCCAAACGUGGUCCCUGGACCAGCAGCAUCAGGAUCCUGGGGCAGCUUGUGAGAACUGCACACUCUCAGGCCCUUGUCCCAGCCCCACCGCGCUAGAAGCCCUGCACAGGGUCGGGGUAGCAAUGCUUUAUGUUUUAACAAUGGUGUAGGGGAUUCCGUGGCACACCUCGAGCCGGAGAACUACUGGUGUAGAAAGCGAGCAUCCUGUCGCCGGGUUUUUCAGAGCAGAUGAGUGACCAUUCAGCAGGGCCAGUCCUGAGCUGAGUGUGAAGUUAGGCCAGUGUCUGAAGUUUCUUCCAGUGCUAUGAGUCUAAGAUGCAGCUCUUGGGUUUGAAUCCUACUGAUCCUUCUUGGGUUUGAAUCUUGGGUCUCUACCGCUGCCCGAUUUCAUCUGUUUGAUUCUUAGUUUUUUCAUCUAUAAAAGAAGAACUCCUUCUGGAUAGUUGGGGGGGCUAAAGGAAUGUUUGACACAUCAUAGGUGUCUAAAAUGGCAACUAUAGUUUUUGUUUGUUUGUUUGUUUUUGUUUUCUUAACUUUCGUUUUAAGUUGCAGGGUACACGUUCAGGUUUGUUACAUAGGUAGACUUGUGUCAUGGGAGUUUGUUGUACAGAUUAUCUCAUCACUCAGGUAUUAAGUCUAGUACCCAUUAUUAAAGCAAAUGUGGUACAUAUACAUCAUGGAAUAUUAUGCAGCCAUAAAAAGGAAGGAGAUCAUGUCCUUUGCAGGGGCAUGGAUGGAACUGGAGGCCCAAUAUUAUCCUUAGCAAACUAACGCAGGAACACAAAACCAAAUACUGUAUAUUCUCACUUAUAAGUGGGAGCUAAAUGAUGAGAACACAUGGACACAAAGAGGAGAACAACACACCCUGGGGCCUCUUGGAGGGUGGAAGGUAGGAGAAGGGAGAGGAUCAGGAAAAAAGAGCUAUUAUUAGUAACAAGAAUACGUCAUGAAUACUCAUAAACUUCCAAAAGUUAUACUAAAAAUGUUAUCUGGUAUGUAUGGGUGCUUAUUUAUUCUGUGCUGGGCACUGUGCUAAUUAGUUUGCCUUGUAAAAAAAAAUGAGGUACUCCUGAACCUGCCUCAUAGAUGAUGAGAAGCAACAGAGUACAGUGGCUAAGUAUGUGGACCUGGGAUGUGCACUAUUUGUGUUCAAAUUCCAACCAUGCCAUUCACAAGGUGGGUGACUUUGGGCAAAUAACCUCUCUGUGCCUGUUUCCUCAUUUGCAAAAUGGAACUAAUAAUAGUAUCUUUCCAUAGAGUUUUGGCAUGAAACGAAUUCUUAUGUAAAUUUCCUAGGAUAGUGACAUAUGGUAAGUGCAAUCUAAGUUACUAUGAAAAACUGAGGCUGUAAGAGGUAACUGGCCAAGGCCAUCUGUAAAGUGAGGGGCUAGGACUCUAGCCUGGAGCUGUGUGAUUCCAAAGCCUGGCAUCUCAACCACAGAACUCAGCAGAGCCAGCUGAAGGGCUGAGAGACAGCCACCCAAAGCCACAGGGGCCAAGCAGGGAGCUGUGCUGCAUCCCUGGAACCCAGGUGCCCUCAUGCAGGUUGGAGUUCGGAGGCAAGGCCCUGGAAUCUGCACCAGCAUCUGCCACUUCCAGCCAGGGAGCCGAGGUAUCCCUGUGGCUUCUAGUUUCUUACCUGGUGGACUUUCCUUCCAAAGGCAGGCAGCUCAUCAUUCCCCGGAAUUUUUCCCUUCCGGGAUCAGGGAAGUCUCAAGGGUCCUCAUGUGAGUCUUUUAAGAAAGUCUUAAUUGUAAUAUUGUACUAUAGUUUUGCAAAAUAUUAAAUAUUACCAUUGGGGACAUUAGGUAGAGGGGGCACAGAAUGUCUCUGUAUUAUCUUAUACAGCUGCAUGUGAAUCUACAAUUAUCUCAAAAAUGUAAGUUAAAAAAAGGAAGAAAAAUAAGAAAGGAAGUCCCAACUGGGAGUCUGAUUUAAAGGGCCUAUUUUGUCAAUGGUUUCCAUGCACCUGAAUUUGGGACUAAAAUACACAGAAACUCAGAACACCCAAACAAUCUCUGCAGGGAAAAAGGCCAUGUUCCCCUGGGAAAAUUAGUAUGUGGGGAUGCCUAACCCCCACUGUCCCAUAAAUUAUUAAUGAUGGCCUUCAUUUGCUUGAGACAGAUGUUCUCCUCCUGUUAACAAAGACCAGCCUUCUAGCAAAUGCCACAACUGUCUGCUGCUCACAGAACUAUAUGCAAAGGAUAAGCAUGAAAUAAUGGGAAUUUGGGCAUAAUGGAGUUAGACACUGCGCUUACGUGUUUUUUGCAAUAAUAUCUGCCUGGGAGCAGAUAACCUUCAUCAGUUCUCAAUAAACCACUCUGCUAAUGA